CUGGGGCACGACCUCAUCAACGGCCUCUCGUUCCUCCACACGCACGGCGUCGCCCACCGCAACGUGAAGCCGUCGAACCUGGUGUACACCGCGGACUACCGCCUGCAGAUCAUCGACUUCGACGUCGCGGUGUACGUGACGGGCGAGGACGACGCGGUGGAGGGCUUCUGCGGGUCGGAGGGCUGGACGGCGCCGGAGGUCGGGGACGGGUGCGCGUACAGCACGGUCCGCGCGGACAGGUGGGCGUGUGGGCGCGUGUUG
Fomitopsis serialis is the source of this 261-nucleotide messenger RNA. RefSeq names its product kinase-like domain-containing protein. Gene Ontology annotation, biological process: protein phosphorylation. The transcript has a single exon. Lineage: Eukaryota; Fungi; Basidiomycota; Agaricomycetes; Polyporales; Fomitopsidaceae. Gene Ontology annotation, molecular function: protein kinase activity; ATP binding. The record is from RefSeq and is a predicted model, not a curated record. The annotation marks the transcript as partial.